UUGCUGCUACCUUCACACUUCUGUUUCUCGGUCUAAAAUCGAUAAGUGAUUGGCUUUUCUUGAUUAUUAAAGAUUUUUGGAAGUCUACUAACGGGCUCCCAGAAGGGGUCGUCAUGGCCUUGAAAAGGAGAAGGGCGACGUCCCCCUCUAGCAGUGUGAGUGGAGGAGAUUUUGACGAUAGCCAGACUUCAUCGUUAGUGUCUUCAAUUGGGAGAAAGAGGAGAAGGACCUCAAACAUUCCAACUGUGGAUCCUAUCGCUGUGUGUCAUGAAUUGUAUAAUACAAUCAGAGAUUACAAGGAUGAUCAGGGCAGGAUGUUGUGUGAGCUGUUCAUCAGAGCCCCCAAACGAAGGAAUCAACCGGAUUAUUAUCAUGUGGUGUCUCAGCCUAUUGACAUGAUGAAGAUCCAGCAGAAAUUAAAGAUGGAGGAGUAUGAUGAUGUUGAACAACUCACUAGUGACUUUCAACUGUUAUUCAACAAUGCAAAAACAUAUUACAAGUCUGACAGUCCUGAGUACAGAGCAGCCUGUAAACUUUGGGAUCUUUACCUGCGAACCAAAAAUGAAUUUGUUCAGCGAGGCGAUUAUGACGACGAUGACGAAGAAGGGUACGAUGCACACGACAACCCCGGAGGGUCGACUGAGGAUGAGAGUGCACCUACCUGCUUGAAAGAAGUCCUCGAGCAGCUCCUUGAUGCCGUGGUCUCUUACACUGAGCCCACUGGCCGUCUGGUCAGCGAGCUGUUUCAGAAGCUUCCAUCCAAAAUGCAAUACCCGGAUUAUUACGCCAUCAUCAAGGAACCAAUAGAUCUGAAAAUCGUUGCUCAAAAGAUUCAGUUGAGCCACUACAGGAGUGUUAGUGCCAUGGCUAAAGAUGUAGAUUUGCUGGUCAAGAAUGCCAAAACUUACAAUGAGCCUGGAUCGCAAGUGUUUAAGGAUGCAAACACCAUCAAAAAGAUUUUUGCACAAAAGAAGUCUGAGAUGGAACACGGAGAACCAAUCAAGUCCAGCAUUCGUAUUAGGAAUAGAAGGUCUGCCCAGGGAGACCGCCUCUCAGCUAUCACCAUGGCUCUUCAGUACGAAAGUGACGAGGAAGGCAUUCUCUCGGGUUCUGUCCACUAUGAUGAGGGUGAGUCUGAAGCAGAGAGUAUGACCUCUAACAUGGACAUGAGUAAUCCCAUCUUUCAGCUGUUUGAGGCUGUGCGAGGUGCCAGGAACAGCCAGGGCCAGUUGAUCUCUGAGCCUUUCCUGCAGCUGCCCUCCAGGAAGGACUACCCCGACUACUACCACCAGAUCAGUCAACCCCUCUGCCUCCUUCAGAUCAAGAACAAGAUGAAGAACAACGAAUAUGAGAGUGUUGAGCACAUUGACUCUGAUCUGAUGCGGAUGUUUGAGAAUGCCAAACGCUACAAUGUUCCUCACUCGUCCAUCUACAAACGUGCACUCAAACUCCAACACAUUCAGCAGAUGAAGAGAAAGGAGCUGUUACAGAGAGAUGAUGACGAUGGAGACAGCAUGCUCUCCUCUGCCACGUCUGACACCAGCAGCACAAAAAGAAAAAGUCACAAGAAGAAUACAAAGAAAAACCGAAUGAAAGCUCUCUUCGCUGCUGUGGCUGAGGCGCGAGAAGCUGGUACUGGUCGGAGGCUGUGUGACCUCUUUAUGGUCAAGCCCUCGAAGAAGGACUAUCCAGACUACUACAAGGUCAUCCUGGAACCAAUGGACCUCAGGACCGUUGAGCAAAACAUCCGCUCAGACAAGUACAUGACCGAAGAUGCAAUGGUGGAGGAAAUGAAGCUGAUGUUCCGCAAUGCUCGACACUACAAUGAAGAAGGCUCCCAGGUGUACAACGAUGCUGACAUUCUAGAGAAGAUCAUGAAAGACAGACGCAAGGAUCUUGGGCCAGCGAUGGAUGAUGAUGACACAUUGUCCCCAAAGUUGAAAAUAAGAAAGAACAGCAUUACGCUGAAGAAGUCAAAGUACUUAACACCCUUACAGCAGAAGCUGAAUGAGCUUUAUGAGGCCGUCAAGAACUUCACAGAUAAACGGGGUCGUCGCCUCAGCACUAUCUUCCUGCGGCUGCCUUCUCGUGCCGAGCUUCCUGACUACUACAUUGCCAUCAAGAAACCUGUGGACAUGGAGAAGAUCAAGAGCCACAUGUUGUCUAACAAGUACCAGGAUGUUGACGCGCUGGUGGAGGACUUGGUGCUCAUGUUCAACAAUGCCUGUACUUACAACGAGCCCGAGUCUCUGAUAUACCGCGACGCCCUCAUGCUGCACAGGGUGCUGUUAGAGACGAGGCGUGACCUGGAGGGAGGAGAUGAUGCCCACGUACCUGAUGUGCCCCGCCUCAUCCAGGAACUAAUCCGCAGCCUCUUUGUCUCCGUGCUCGGCCACCAAGACGACGAGGGCCGCUGCUACAGUGAUUCACUCGCUGAGAUUCCCGCGCUAGAUCCCUCAAAUCCUGAGAAGCCACCACUCAACUUUGAGAUUAUUAGGACUAAUGUAGAUCGAGGGUGUUAUAAGAGGCUGGAUGUGUUUCAGGACCACAUGUUUGAAGUGCUGGAAAAGGCUAGACGGCUGAAUAGGAGUGAUUCUGAGAUCUUUGAAGAUGCUGUGGAACUGCAGCAGUUCUUCAUCCGAAUCAGAGACGAGCUGUGUAAGAACGGAGAGAUCUUGAUGUCUCCUGCUCUCAGCUACACCUCCAAACAUCUGCAUAGUGAUGUGGAAAAGGAGAAGAAAGGGAAGCUCCCCAAUGAGUUUGAGGAGGACAAAAUCAAAAGGGAGGAGGAAAAAAGGGAAGCUGAGAAGAGAGAGGACUCUGUUGGAGGAUCAUGGCAGUCUAACCUCCAGCGCACAUACAGUCAGGACUGCAGCUUCAAAGACAGCAUGUACCAUGUGGGAGACUACGUAUAUGUGGAGCCUGCAGAGCCAAAUCUCCAGCCUCAUAUCAUCUACAUCGAACGCCUUUGGCAGGACGAUACUGGUGAGAAGUGGCUGUAUGGCUCCUGGUUCUACAGGCCAAAUGAAACAUUUCAUCUCGCCACAAGGAAGUUCUUGGAGAAAGAAGUUUUUAAAAGCGACUAUUACAACAAAGCUCCUGUCAGCAAGAUUCUGGGCAAAUGUGUGGUCAUGUUUGUAAAGGAGUACUUCAAACUUCAUCCGGAAGGCUUCAGAGCUGAGGAUGUCUACGUCUGUGAAUCGCGCUACUCUGCCAAGUCCAAGUCUUUCAAGAAGAUCAAGUUAUGGGCCAUGCCCUUGAGCUCGGUUCGGUUUCUUCCCAGAGAGGUCCCCCUACCCGUCGUCCGUGUAGCAUCAAUGUUUGCCCCCAAACGAGAGGAGAAACCGCCAGAGAUGGUGGAUGAAAUCAAAAUGAUAGAUGGUAAUGUAGACAAGGAGAGGGAGGAUGUUCCAAUGGAAAUGACCAAUGGGGAGCCAGCGUGUCAGUACUAUGAGCAGCUCUGCUACAACAACCUGUGUCUGAAAGUGGGAGACUGUGUUUACAUAGGCUCACAUGGACUUGUGCGCCACCGAGUGGGCAGAAUUGAGAAAAUGUGGAUGAGAGAUGGAGCAGGCUACUUCUUUGGUCCAAUCUUCAUCCAUCCGGAGGAAACCGAGCAUGAGCCCACUAAGAUGUUCUACAAGAAGGAAGUGUUCCUGAGCAACCUUGAGGAGACUUGUCCUAUGACCUGCAUCAUAGGGAAGUGUGUGGUGUCGUCCUUCAAAGACUACCUGUCAUGUCGGCCAACUGAAGUGCCUGAAGAGAACGUUCUACUCUGCGAGAGCCGCUAUAUCGAGAGUGAGAAGCAGAUGAAGAAGUUUAAGGGUCUGAAGCGCUUUUCACUCUCUGGGAAAGUGGUGGAGGAUGAAACUUACUAUUUUAGGAAGCUCAUAGUACCCCAGAAGGAGCCAUCCCCUCUGCUGGACAAGAAAAUUGAGGUACUGGAGGCCAAGUUUGCUGAUAUGACAGAUGAGGAGCUAGAGGAUCUUGGGGAUGAUGACGGCGAGCUAGGGGACCGGUCUCGCCCUCGGAUGCAAUCUUCCAUGUCUAGUGAAAUGGAUGUCAUGCCUUACACUCCCCCGCAGUCCACACAAAAAUCCAUUAAGGGCCUUUCAAAGAAGGAGGGCUCAAAGCGAAAGAUCAACAUGAGUGGCUACAUCCUGUUCAGCAGUGAGAUGCGAGCGGUCAUCAAAGCCCAGCACCCGGACUUCUCCUUUGGGGAGCUGAGUCGCCUCGUUGGCACUGAGUGGAGAAACCUGGAGGGUUCCAAGAAAGCAGAAUAUGAAGAGCGAGCAGCUAAAGUGGCAGAGCAGCAGGAGCGCGACAGGGCCCAGCAUCAGACGUCCCCUAGAGCAGGUACCCCAGUAGGGGCACUGAUGGGGGUGGUGCCUCCCCCAAUCCCCAUGGGGAUGCUAAAUUCCAGCAUGACGCCUGCGUCAGGUAUGGUGGGUGCAUAUAGGUCAGCUAUGAUGCCCCCGUGGGGCUACGGUGAAGGCAUGGUUAGUAUGACUGGCAUGCCACCACAUCUCAUGGGGGUGCCUGUCUUUCCUCAACAUCUCCUGCCUGUUAUGCCUGGGUUCCCUGGAAUGCCGUACUUUGGUGUUAAUGGCAUGGGAGGUGGAGCAGGAAGCAUUCAUGGAUCCCAGGCUCCACCGCCGUACCCGGGCCAGAUGGGACAACCUGCACACCAGCAGCCCUCCACCCCGAUGUUUGUGUCCCCACCAGCCAAGUCUCAAAGGCUGCUCCACUCUGAGGCAUACCUCAGAUACAUCGAGGGCUUAACUGCAGAGUCCUCUACCAUUAGCAAGUGGGAUCAAGCUCUCUCAGUUCAAAAACAAGAUGUGCGCCUCACCAAAGAGCAAGAGAGCAGACUACCAUCGCACUGGCUGAAGAGUAAGGGCGCCCACAAGACGAUGGCAGAUGCACUUUGGCGCCUCCGUGACCUGAUGCUGCGAGACACACUUAACAUACGUCAGACGCACAACCUGUAACUGCUUGUAUUCUGAGCCUCUGCUCCCACCGUUCCUGUGAGACAGGAAGAGGGACAAGCUCGCUAAUGGUGUUCAAUUUGUGUUGUCGUUUAAAAAUGUGUUUGUCGUUAUAAAAGCUGCUUUCUGUGUUGAAGCUGGUUUUUGUUUUACAUUUCAGAUAUAUUGUUCUAAGUGCAUUAUUGUCAAUGGCUGUCGUUUCGUGAUGAAUGCCUUCAUGCUUUCACAAUUAAAAUGUGACGAGCUCA
Molecule: messenger RNA, 5236 nt
Organism: Anarrhichthys ocellatus (wolf-eel)
Lineage: Eukaryota; Metazoa; Chordata; Actinopteri; Perciformes; Anarhichadidae
Product: protein polybromo-1-like
Exons: 30
Coding region: 114-4991 (1625 amino acids)
Biological process (GO): chromatin remodeling; transcription elongation by RNA polymerase II
Cellular component (GO): RSC-type complex; SWI/SNF complex
Molecular function (GO): chromatin binding; protein binding
Source: RefSeq, a predicted model, not a curated record